AUGCUAACUCAAAGGCCAACCGCAUUCUGCGAAUUAAGCUCUGAAUUAAAAAAUAGAGAAAUCACAUCCGUCACAAAAAUCAGCCGAGACUUUGAGAACCUCUUUGAACUGAAAAAGUUCCGUGAUAAAGCUUUAACAAGCGACGGAAAGAAGAUUGACAAUUACACAGUCAAAAUUUUCGAUAUCUCUCCAAAGGAUUUUGAAGUCUUGCUCAGGUAUAUUUAUAAUGGUCAUAUACUUUUGGAUGGAAGAUCUUCUUUGGAGAUAUUUAAUCUUCUGCUUGCUGCCUUAAAACUUAAUCUUGAAGAAGCCGCUAGCUAUUUGCAAUUAAGUCUCGUCAAAUAUCAUCACGAGUGGUUAUACAGAAAUUUCUCGUUGGUUUAUGACACAUGCAAACAAUAUCCGAAAUUGGGACUCCUUCUGAGUUACUGUAUGAAGUAUCCGAACACGUUGUUCAUGACCGAGAAUUUUGUAAAGUUCGAAAAGCAGGUCUUGGUAGAUUUGUUGGAAAAUCAUAAUCUCGAAGUAGACGUGAUAGAAAUUUGGAAUAUGAUCCUCAAAUGGGGUUUGGUCAAACACCCGUCAAUGAAUUCGAAUCCUAAAUAUUGGACCACCGAAGAGAUUAAAGCAUUGUCCAAGAGUCUCGAGGAUCUUAUUCCUUUAAUACCAUUUCAUAACUUGUCUCCCGAACAGAUCGAUCAUUACAUACAACCAUACCGAAAGCUCUUUCAAGGAUCAUUAUAUGAGGAGCUGGUACAAACAUCUAGAAUCAAAUAUGAAGAGAAGAAUGCCCUGAAUUUCAAAAUUCCCGAAGCAGUGAACAGUUGGUCCCAUGGAGAACGUCCUACUCUUUCACUCUUCAUAUGCCUGGACGUUUCAGGUUCUAUGUGUUAUGCGAUACACCAGGCCAAAGGUGUUAUACUAAAGAUGAUUGAAGAACUAUUACAAAAAGGCAUUCUCGUCGAAAAAGAUAUUACAUGCUUUUUCUACGCUUCUUCAUGUAAUGAAGUGAGAUUUGGCGAUCAUCCAAACAUGCUUUGGAACAAUGGUGAAAUAAAGAAAUGCUUCGAUGGCGUGAAAGCAGACGGAGUUUCUAACUUCGACAGUGCUUUUAAAUCUAUAAUCCAAAACCUUGAUAGAGUUAACAUCAAUAAUGAUUUGGCAAUCGUCUUCUUUACGGAUGGUCAAGCUUCCCUUCCCGUAAGAGAGGAAGCCAAAAAGGAACUAGAAGGCGCCUUGUUAAAAACUCCUUACACGACUGUGGUUCAUACGAUUGGAUUUAAAAAAGAUCAUGAUGCUUCACUUCUUUCGUGGUUAACAAAGAGUGGAAGCAAAGAAGGAAAUUUCAUGCAUAUUGAAAAUUCUCGUGAAAUUUCAAAUAUAUCGAGUGCAAUGAUACCGUUGUUAGAGCAGACUCUUGAUGUUAAAGUCGGAAAUCGAGAACCCAUGGCUGAACAAUUUGAUGACAGAACGGCUAUCCACAAGGGUAGACGCAGUCCAAUGACAAUACAAUCCAUAAUUUAUUGUAUUCUGCACGAAAUCCAAAUUUUCGCGAAUGAAAUAAUUAAUCACAUCGAGCGUAACGAAUACGAGAGAAUCCAGCGAAUCUUGGCUGAAGUAGAAAAAUAUGAAGAACAUUUGAACGGCAUUCUACCAAUGACCCCUCCAAAAAUAUUGGAGAUACAUGAUGACAUAAUUCAAGACACCAAACAUACGAUCGAUGAGUUCAAAAUAAUCUUGACCAAGAAAUCAGAUGGUAGUUUGACGAACGAAAAGAUCGCAAAAUUUAACGACUUGAUAUACAAGAAUAUUUGCGAACUGAAAAAUCCCACUAUCUUUAAGCUCCCCAUUCGAGAAAUCGACGAUGGCCAUAGCACAUCUGCCAGCGAUAACACAAAUGAUACUCCAACCAGCAACGACAAAUCGAUUUCGUUGCUAUUGGAUAAAAUCAACUCUCUCGAGGAUAAAAUAAAUAAUACUGCGACCAGCGACGACAAAUCGAUUUCGUUGCUAUUGGAUAAAAUCAACUCUCUCGAGGCUAACAUAAAUAAUACUCCGACCAGCGACGACAAAUCGAUUUCGUUGCUAUUGGAUAAAAUCAACUCUCUUGAGGCUAACAUAAAUAAUACUCCAACCAUCAACGACAAAUCGAUUUCGUUGCUAUUGGAUAAAAUCAACUCUCUUGAGGAUAAAAUAAAGAAUACUACGACCAGCGAGGACAAAUCGAUUUCGUUGUUAUUAGAUAAAAUCAACUCUCUCGAGGCCAACAUCGAUCAAAAAUUUGAUUCAUUACAAUCCAGUAUUAUAAAAGCCGAAAAAGAAACAGAUAAUCAAGAUAACAAGAAAGUUGAAGAAACAGAUGAUCCGGAUAAUCAAGAGGUCGAAGAAAAAGAAACAGGUGGUCAAGAUAUCCAAAAGAUCGAAGAAAAAGAAACAAGUGGUCAAGAUAUCCAAAAAGUCGAAGAAAAAGAAACAAUCGGUCAAGAUAUCCAAGAAGUCGAAGAAAAAGAAACAAUUGACCAGGAUAAACAAAAGAUCCAGAAAAGCAUCGAGAUGGUCAAAAAAUCAAUCAGAUGUGGAUCAAAGGUUAUCUUUGUUCACGUGUCUACCGGAAGGUAUUUAACUGCCCGCAAAAGUCAACGAGGCGUUAUAGCGGUCGUUAGUCUGGCACAUGAUAUUGACCCGAAUAACGAUCUUUGGACAAUUACCGAAGUCAAGAGCAGUAGGGGUAUAAGCAAGAAACGUCCGGUUCGUCUCAACACCAAUAUUAGGCUCAAACAUAAGGAAACGUCCAGGAAUUUACAUUGUGCAUCCAUCGAAACAAAUUCAAAUUCACAAUGUAUGCACGUGAAAAACGCAUCGACGAAACGAAAAGUGACCCUCUAUCCGGGAAACAAUUCCGACGAUAAUUGGCUUAUUCAACGUUGUGAAUCCAAUAGCAACAAAAAUCACCUGGUGAAUGGCGAUAUCGUCUUUCUGGUGCAUAGUGCGAUCAAAGAUCAUGCACUUUACUAUUGCGACACCGAUGACAAAGCCCAAGGUGUCCAUUGUUAUGGAAUUGGAGAAGAAAAUAACAAAAUCAGGGUGAUUACACGACAUAGUGAUGCGUCGUGUGAUGUAAAGUGCCCAAGGGAUACCAUGGCAGAAAUUGGUAAUUAUGACGUAAUGCAAGUAGACGCGUCUAAGACGAAUAAGUAG
This is a messenger RNA of Acaulospora morrowiae, 3198 nucleotides long. The record is from the annotation of a GenBank genome assembly. Lineage: Eukaryota; Fungi; Glomeromycota; Glomeromycetes; Diversisporales; Acaulosporaceae.